AUGACCAAGUACCUUCUCGAGCACGGCGCUGACCCAAACAUCGGAUCGAAUCCUGGAAACCACACGGCUCUACAUUAUGCCGCGAUUUCAGAGCAAGGCGCAGUGGAUUCUACAUUGGUCCGCUAUCUGAUCCAGUAUGGCGCCGAUGUCAACGCGGCUGCUGAUUCGCGCUGCUUCUCAUCCAGUGGACGGAUAGGCGAGCGGCUACACGAGUGGUUCUUUAAUCCAAGACCAGACAAGUGGGGACUCGUCUAUCCAAUUCACCGUGCUGCUUGGUCAGGUGUUCGUAGCAGGAUGGAGGCCCUGCUGGAAGCAGGCGCUGAUAUCAAUGCAAGAACAAGCAUAUAUGGCAGUACUCCCCUGCACCUGGUAGCACGAGGUGGAGAAUCAGUUAUGGGAUGCGUCGACGGUGGAGGAGGAUCUGGGAAGAGCCAAAGUAUAUGA
Molecule: messenger RNA, 444 nt
Organism: Aspergillus viridinutans
Lineage: Eukaryota; Fungi; Ascomycota; Eurotiomycetes; Eurotiales; Aspergillaceae
Product: ankyrin repeat domain-containing protein
Exons: 1
Coding region: 1-444 (147 amino acids)
Molecular function (GO): protein binding
Source: RefSeq, a predicted model, not a curated record